Molecule: messenger RNA, 423 nt
Organism: Acaulospora colombiana
Lineage: Eukaryota; Fungi; Glomeromycota; Glomeromycetes; Diversisporales; Acaulosporaceae
Source: the annotation of a GenBank genome assembly
AUGAAUACUCUUGAAAAAGCUACCUUCGCAGCUGGUUGUUUCUGGGGCGUUGAAAAUCUAUUUGCAAAAAAUUUUCAAGUCGAGACUAAAGUUGGCUACAUCGGUGGAAAAACAAAAAAUCCUACAUAUAGAGAGGUCACAUAUGCCUCCCUGGUGAAAUUCUUCUACCAAUUUCAUGAUCCUACUACAUUAAAUCGUCAGGGUAAUGACAUUGGUACUCAGUAUCGAUCAGCUAUAUUUUAUCAUUCGGAGGAACAGCGAAAAAUCGCUGAAGAAGUAACAAAUAAAGUUCAAGAGAAUUUAAGUAAAGGCAAAAUAUUAGGUGAUAAAGGUAAGAGAGCUUACGAAGGCGAUAAGAUUGUCACACAAAUUGUAGAAGCUGGAGAGUUCUAUGAUGCUGAGGAUAUGCAUCAGAAAUAUUUG